CUGAGAAAGCCAGGGGCAAAGUCAGAUCCAGGCUCAGCUAUGAACGAACAGAGAUGGGCAGGGCUUGAAAACAUAGAGUAUCCAUCUUUUAGGGAGAGAAUUAGAGGAUUCCCUGACAAAAGGAGCAUGGUCCUUCGGCUGAUCAAAGAUUACUUAUCAAUGACCAAAGAUGAUCCUUACUUGUUGAAAAGCUGGCUUUCCAUUGUGGCAUUUGAGGAUGUCCCUGAGUUUGUCCAGUUGGCAGGAAUUGAUCCUGAACUCCUGAUCCAGAGCCUGAUGUAUAGAAUGAAGGAGACUGAACAAAACACUAAUUCCAACCGUACAGACCAAAACCUGGAGGCAACUGAAAAAGUUCUUAACCUCUUGUUGAAGAGGAUUGAGGAGGACAGAGAACGAAUCACAGAGUCCAAGUCAUCUGGCUUAAUCCUUCGGUGUUGCAGAAAUGUUCACAAGAGCGCUUGCAAAAUCGCUCGACUUGUCCCACAAUACAGAGUCCCAGUGCUCUCAUUCCAACUCCUUCUUAAAAUGGCUGAAAUUCAUCAUGAUCAUUUUUCAAAGGGUGGAGAGGAAAUGAAACAAAAGCAAAGUCAGCUCUUGUCCACACUCAUUGACAUUCAAAGAGAUUUCAGUAAAUGGAGAGAUGGGCUGCUACACAAUCCUCUGAUGCAGGAGUCCAGAUUUUCUUACCCUAGAGAAAUACAGUUGUGGAAUGAUUUGUAUGGGAUUGAGUGUUCAAUACCAGGCGUCUCUGAAAGCUGGAAGGGUUUAUUACACCAAGACCUGAGACAGAGACUGUCCCAUAUCUCCAACACUGACAAGAUUGUUGUAUGCUGUCUGGUGAUGUCAGCAAAGACUAUCGAGAAUAGUCAUGCAAACCUUCAGUCUUGUUUCAAAGAGAUGUGUCAGGUUGCUGUUAAGAACCAGUGUCAGGCAAAUAAGGAAGGAGACCUUUUACGCCAUCUUUUUUCCAAGUCAAUUUCAUGGCCUGUUGUGUCCUCCAUUAUUGUGGAGUCAGCAGCUCGCUUUGGAGAGGAUCAUGAAGGUCGUCUACUGGACCCACAGUCAGCAAUCAACUUCCUCUUGUCUCAAGACAAAUGCAAUCAGUGGAAGUUGGAAGAUGAUGCUAGUCAUUUAAUAUCAGAUAGUCAAUCAUUCUUAGGUUCUCUAAUUCAGACCCUUUGCCAGGGAAGUAUACCCCUGGGCCACCUUAAGACCAUCUUUAAGUCUAAAAGUCAAUUUCAGAAGCUUUACAACCAGUAUAAGAAGAACAACAAAGAAGAGAAUAUCUCGAUCAAUGUGUCAGAGCUACUCAGUCAAAGAGAAGAUGACUUGAAAGCCUUUGAACAACAGAAGGAAUACAUGACCAACCUUAUUAAUAUGCUGGGGAAGAUUACUGAUGUCAUAGAUGUACCAGAGGUUUCUUCCCUUGAAGACAUGGUCAAAACCAACCUGCAGACUGUAACUCUGGACAAACUGGUGGAAGUGCAGACAUAUUUCUCCAAAGAAGAUCUUGUCAAAAACAACACAAGGCGAGUGUUAUUCUACAAUGUUGAUCUGCUAGUCCUAAACAUGGCACGGGAGAUGUAUGAAGUGAAGACCAGCAACAUUAUGCUAUCUUUAUGGCAAGAAAAGGCAACCAAAUAUUUUAUGCCUGGUCCUCAGCUUUUGUCACUAGACCUUACAGAAGUCCAUGACAGAAUCUGGAAUCAUUGUCUCACUGACUUCCUCGAACUUGGUCUACGGAUUGCAGUUGGAGAAACUUGUUUUAAAGAGGUGGACCAAGCUUUGAAAUGGUGUGGGGACAGGGGUGAAGGAAAUCGUUUAAAGAAAGAGCUCAUUUUGUUGGCCAGUAUGCUGAAAAGCCAUACGUCUCUGGAAGAGAAGUGGCCAGAGCAUCGUCUCAGUCAGAUUCAGGAAUACAAACGCCUUUACCAUGCUGCGGAAUCUGCUGAGGUCAUACUGAAAAUAAAAGAUAGGUUGGGAUUACAAGGAGACUUCAGCCAUAUUCUUAGCCUGAUUCAAGUGAGAGAUGACUCAUUCAAAGAAAACACUCUGGGUUCGCUGAGUGAUGACCUCAUCAGAGCCAGACAAAAACUGGCAGAUGUCAAACGCCAGCACACAGCCUGUCUGAAGGCAUUCUUGGAUAGUGAGACUCUGAUCAAAUGGGUCAAAACGCAAAUUCCUAGUUUAAGGGACCUGAAAGUCUUUAUGGAACUGGCCACAAUUUCUGCUGGAGAGAAUGAUGCAGACAUUGAUAGGCUAGCCAGUUUCGAGACUGUUGUGAUGGGCUACGGCCCUUUGCUUUACUCACUACAAGAAAAUGCAGGAUUUGAAGAGUUUAUUAAAUGUGCUAAGCAAGUAUGGGACACCCUUGACAAAGAUGAGAAACUCCUGGAUAAAUUGGUAGACUCCAAUCGGUGGUUGGAUUGGCUGAAAGGUUUAAGGGAGACUCAUGGCUCUGUUGAGCAAUCGUCUUUGUCCAUGGCCUCAGCUAUCAACACUGGAGGCGUGUAUCAUGUGGGCUGGCCUAAAGAUUUCAAUGGGAAAACAGGUUUGGACAAUGUCUUUUAUGUGAAGGUGACAAAGAACGAACAAGUAAAGACAUACAAUCUUAAUGAACUCUCAGAGCUGCAGAAUAAGCUCAUGCUUAUGUCUUCUAAAGGGGAGCGUGGAAGAGAGCAAGUCAACAAGUUUACUCAAGUUUUUGAAGGAGUCCAGAGGAUGGGCCGCAUCCUCCUUCAAUUGCGCACAUCGGGUAAUAUGCUCUUUCGAAACUGGGGGGCACAGAUAACAUGCAACCACCAAGAUCAACCCUGCAUUCAAGUUAGCUUUACCCUGUUGAGCAAGUGUGUUGUAUAUCAUGGCGAAGUUGAAGAGGAGCUUCAGAAACUGUGUCGCUCUCUGGAGAACUUUCAUAAAGACUGGUGUAACCACUUAACUAAGAUACGCUCUCAGUACUACACACUGAAUCAUUACACUUCAGAACAAGUGGUCUUUCUUUGUGAAUGGAUCAACAGCGUUAGCAUCAAAAGGAAACCUGUGCCACAACAAAUGUGGCAUCUUUUGACUCCUAUUAAACCACACUGUACCUUAAAUGACAUCAGAGAGGCCUUUGAAAAAGCAACGGAGACCGAAUCUAUGGUGCAAGAUGACAUAGCAGAGGAAUCAGAACAAAACAGUUAUUUUGACCUGCCUUUGAGCUUAAGUUUACUAGAUGUUGGUACUGAAUGCUUAGAGGACCUGUGGCAGCAAUUUAAAGAGAACAUGUCCAGGUUCCUUACCCACCAUGUGGAUGUCGAAACACUUGGACGAUUCCUCUCCAAUCUGUCUGCCAUGAAUCAAAUGCACAUCAAACGCAAGAUUCCUCCUAUUCUACAAGAGGGAAGGCCAAACCUUGUCCAGUGCCCUGUUGUGGAAUUGAUUAGCACAACUCUGUCUUUUUACACAGAGAGUCCACAGCAUCCUCUUCCAACAACUGAUGAGGUAUUAAUGUGCCAGGAGGAGACAACUGAAGAGGAGGUGGAGAUCUUCCUGCGCCGAUGUCUAGGAUUCCAAGGCACUGCAAGCAAUCAUCAGAAGAUUUACACUCUGGUCAAUCCAGGUUCACUGACUUAUGAUGUGAGUGUGGCACUGGUGGAAUGCUUUGAGAUGCUAGAAAGGAGUGCUGGGCCUCAUUACCGUCUAGUGAUGGUCUGUCCUGUAAACCAGGAUAGAUAUGUCCCUUCCUUCUUCAGCAACUAUAAAGUACAAACAGGUCUAAGUAUAUCUGCAGAAAGAAUUAAAGACUAUCUUGGCCAUCACUUCCGUAUCCCAUCUGAGCUUGCUCCCCACUCAAAAGUCUAUCCAAGGGAACUCUCUGUCUGGAUGAUUUCAUCUGAGCAUCCAGCUGUUGGAAAGUCACUAUAUGUCAAGCGUCUAUUUGAGCAGUUCAAAAGAGAGUUUCCAAGAGCCACCUGUCUAACAAUCAGACUCACUGAGCCCUGCAUUGACAUGGAUGGAUUUGUCCAAACCCUGUCUGAAAGACUGGCUCCACUGAGAGAGCAGGACCCUGUGCUGUUGCACAUUGAUACUGCAGCAUUGUGUCAUGGCUUGGAGGAAUUCCUAUUCAAAUUACUCAUUCUAGGAUGUCUUAGUGACAGCAAAGGAACUAUAUGGAGGAGAAAUGCAGCUCACUUGGUGGCGAUUGAAGCAUUUCAGCAAGUUCAAAAGAGUCAAACCCAGAUGGAGAUAACACAUGGAUUUUUGCAUACACUACCUACUAUCUUCUGCAGACCUCCUAAAGAUGUCAACGCUUUGGAGAUCAGGAGAAAAAAUGAGGGUUACACAUCCUUAGAUCCAUUGAUGGAUAAUGAAGAGUUUAAAAGUGAGGCCAUUCAGAGACCCUACCAAUACUUGAAGAGAUUCAACAGGAAUGUGAACUUGGAUCGUUUCAAAUAUCAAGCUCAAUCUGUAGAAGGUGAUCCGGUUGACUGUCUCCAUCAUCUUUUAUCAAACUAUGGAUUGAAGGACCCAUCAUGGGCAGAAAUAAAGCACUUUACCUGGUUCCUUAAUCUGCAGCUUAAGGACUGUGAGAAUUCCUUGUUCUGUGAUCCAGACUUCCUUGCUGACAAUUUAAGUGGCUUCAAGGACUUCAUAGUAAAAUUCAUGAUUCACAUGGCUCAAGACUUUGCCUCUCCUUCCAUUGACAUCUCUGAUGAGAGCCCCUCCUUUUUCUCUGAGAACGAAAAUGAGGAAGAUAUCCUAGCCAAACUAUCUAUUCGAAAACAAUGGGAAAAUGAACCUCACCCAUACAUCUUUUUCAAUGCAGACCAUUUCACCAUGUCUUUCUUAGGAUUCCAUGUGCAGAAAAAUGGGACAAUUCUUAAUGCAGUUGAUCCAAGAAGUGGCAAAGUGUUAAUGAGAAAUGUGAUGACACAAGAUCUCUUUUCAGACAUUGAGCGACAAAGAAUUAACCUUUCUGAGAAUUUUGAUGACCUGUCCAGAGAAGACAAGAUACGAAAAAUUUCCUUUGUUGUUGGUGCCAAAAAAGGCUGGGAAAAAGGAAAAUUUGAUCCAGACCCUACGUAUGAACUCACUACUGACAAUGUCAUGAAGAUGUUGGCUAUUCAUAUGAGAUUCAGAUGUGAGAUUCCAGUGAUCAUCAUGGGAGAAACUGGCUGUGGGAAGACACGGCUUAUACGCUUUCUCUGUGAUCUGCAACGUGAAGACAGAGAUGUUGAAAACAUGAAACUUGUCAAAGUUCAUGGAGGUACUACUUCUGAGGUAAUCUAUAGGAAGGUGCAGGAAGCAGAAGAACUUGCUCAGAACAACCGUCAAAAAUAUGAACUUGACACAGUUUUGUUUUUUGAUGAAGCCAACACAACUGAAGCAAUAUUUGCCAUCAAGGAAGUGCUAUGUGACAAAACUGUACAAGGGUACCCUUUGAAGAAAAAUUGUGGUCUGAAAAUAAUUGCUGCCUGCAAUCCAUACAGAAGACACACACCCAAAAUGAUUGACCGCUUGGAGCGUGCUGGGCUAGGAUACAGAGUGAAAGCUGAAGAAACAGAGGAUCGCCUUGGUAAAGUUCCCAUGAGACAGCUUGUGUACCGUGUGCACCCUCUACCCCCAAGCAUGGUGCCCCUGGUAUGGGAUUUUGGACAAUUAAGCGAUUCAACAGAACUCUCUUAUAUCCGCCAAAUUGUGCGAAAACAAAUGAGAGAUCAUGAAUUGCCCCAUGCAUGCCAGAGUGUAAUCACAGAAGUUUUGGCUGCCUCUCAAAGAUACAUGCGUAGACAAGCAGAUGAAUGCAGCUUUGUAAGUCUUAGGGAUGUGGAGAGAUCAAUGUGUGUCCUAGUUUGGUUUUACAACCACAGAGAUGAUCUUUUUCCAAAAUGCCACUUGAUUGAAAUUGAGCUGAUGACCUUGAAGUGCCUGGUGCUUGCCAUGGGUGUUUGCUAUUACCCAUCACUUGAAAACAAAGGGGCAUACUUAACGGAUAUGAGCAAAUGCUUUCCUUUUCCAUUCAACUCCAAAGAGUCACUGGAGCAGGAGAUAACUUCAUGCCAAGACUUUUUUCUUGAGAAAGUCCAAACAAGAGAUACAAUUGCCAAAAAUCUGGCUUUGAAAGAAAAUGUCUUCCUCAUGGUGGUCUGCAUUGAGUUGAGAAUUCCACUCUUUCUGGUUGGCAAGCCAGGGAGCUCAAAAUCGCUUGCUAAGACUGUUAUAGCAGAUGCAAUGCAGCGCCAGGCCUCUCACUGCGACUUAUUCAAGAAAUUCAAGGAAGUUCACAUGGUGUCUUUUCAAUGCAGCCCUCACUCAAGCCCUGAAGGAAUCAUUGGAACCUUUCGGAACUGUGCCCGUUUCCAAAAGGACAAGAAUUUUGAUGAGUAUGUGUCAGUAGUUGUUCUGGAUGAAAUAGGACUUGCAGAGGACUCUCCUCAGAUGCCAUUGAAGACAUUGCAUCCCCUUCUAGAGGAUGGAUGCAUAGACAGUGAUAACCCACAGCCACAUAUGAAGGUUGGAUUUGUUGGAAUCUCAAACUGGGCUCUCGAUCCAGCAAAAAUGAACAGAGGUAUUUUUGUGUCCCGUUGGGACCCAAGUGAGAAGGACUUAGUAGAGACAGCCGAAGGAAUCUGCUCAUCCUCCCAUAACAUUCUUCUCAAAAUCAAGCACCUCCUGCCAAAGUUAGCAAAGGGCUACCUAGACAUCUGUAAAACGGACAGUGAACAGUUUUUUGGACUCCGAGAUUAUUACAGCUUGGUGAAAAUGAUGUUUGCAACAGUCAACAGUUCAGAUCAAGAGCCAUCUGACAGUGAAUUGGCAGAGGCUGUGUUGAGAAACUUCAGUGGACAAAGGGAUGAUUUUGAUCCUCUUGAUUACUUUCGGAAUAUCUUCCAGAACUUUGAAGUUCAAAGGCCAAGUACACUGAAAAUGAUUGAACAAAAUCUUGACCGCCACAGUGACAAAGAGUGCCGGUACCUUCUUUUGCUCACAACUAACAAUGCUGCCUUGUACAUUAUCCAACACCAUAUUUUCUCCAAGGAGAACUAUACAUGCCCUGAAAUUGUCUUUGGAUCAGGAUUUCCCAGAGACCAGGAGUAUGCCCAGAUAUGUCGCAAUGUGAGUAGAAUAAAGGCAUGCAUGGAGACAGGUCGAACUGUCAUCCUAUUGAAUCUCCUCAAUUUGUAUGAGAGCCUGUAUGAUGCCUUGAAUCAAUACUAUGUCUGCUUCAGUGGACAGAAUUAUGUUGACUUGGGACUUGGUUCACAUAGAGUAAAGUGUCGAGUUCACAAAGACUUCAGACUGGUUGUGGUGGAGGACCAGGAAAAAGUCUACAAAAGGUUUCCUGUUCCACUUAAAAACAGACUGGAGAAACACAAAGUUGAUAGGAGUACAGAUUUGACUCCUUGGCAGCACAGAGUUUUGGAGAAACUCAAACAGUGGGCACAAGAGUUCUCAAAAGUUCAGCAAUCUGAAUCUACUGAAGCAAAUUUCAGCUUAUCAGAUGCCUUUGUUGGUUUCCAUGGGGAUGCUUGUGCCAGUGCACUUCUGCAGGCUUUAGAGAAAAUACAGAAACGGGGCCAUGAUAAAGCUGCUCAAAAUGAUGAACUCCAUUGCAUUCCCAAGUACGAGAAUGAGAUCAGUGAACCAAGUAAAGAGGGCUCUAAGAUUAAUGUGGCUAAGGACGUAUACAUGAAGCAAAAGGAAAGUGAGGCUCAUCACAUUGAUGAAGAUGAAGAUAUGACAGAGUCUCAAGAGGAAAUGAACAAAUUCCCUGAUGAGACACAAGGAGAGAGUGCCUCAAUGGAAGUUGACAACGAGCUACAGAAUAACGAGCAACAGAAUGCAGAAAUUCAUGAAGACAUUGAGAACCUUGGAGAUACUUCUGAUCUUGUGAAAAUGGAUGAAGAGCCUGUUGACCUAGAGACAAUAUACUCAAACAAAACCAUGGACGAGGAAGAGGAAGUCUAUGAAACUGCCAAAAGCUUUCUCUUGAAUUGUGCAUCACCAGACUCGGUACUUAGGUUAAAGUAUUCGGAAUUUGGAAAUCAGGAGAGAGACAAACUUCAGAGAAUGUAUUUCCAUCAGCAAAGCCAUCAAUCUCUCAGAGACCUAUUAGACAACCAUCUGAACAAAAAUGAUCAGGACAAGAGCAGAUUCUUGGAGGUAACCACGUUCUCCAGUCUUCUCACUGAAGCUGAUGUGAGAAAUCUUGCCCCGGCCUUGGAUUUGUCCACUGAGCGGUUUCUUCUGCUCUCUUUACACCAAUUUGACACAGAAGCUUCUUUUUGCAACAAGAUACGGUCCUUCCUGAGGGAAUCUGGACUUUCUCUGUACAUUCUUUUGGUUCAGAUGGACAUGGAAGAGUCAUUGUGCAAAAAUGAACUUAUUGCUUCGGCAAAAUACUGUACCAUGAAUGAAAUCCUGUCCUUAAAGUCAGAUGAUUGCAACGUCUAUACUGUGUUUAUCACAAAGCUCUCCCGAAUUGGUGAACAAUGUAGAACAAGUGGCAACAAGUACAUUGGCUUUCAAGGAGGAGUUUGGCUAUCAGCACAUAUUGAUGACCUCAGAGAUUCCGGUGACAUGAGCUUAAAUCUUAAGGCUUUUUGUGGAAUACCUAUAAGUAAACUCAUCUCCCAGAAAGUCGAGUCAGAUUUCAAUGAAUCUGAGGAAAUGGAUACAAGUGGACCAGAAAGUGAGAGGGGAGAUUUAGUGCAUCUACACAGUUUGUCUCUAUUGAGAUCCUGCACCCAGAAAGCUGUUUCAUUGCUGAGAGAUACAGGCAAAAAAACCUCCAGGAGUAUGGAGCGCAUGAACAUAUUGCUUGGCCUUCUGAGAGGUGACCCUGGGCGGAUAGGAGUACGGUUCCAGAAAGUGUUGCUAAGGAGGCUGGUGUUCGCACUGAUGCAGAAGGAGGAAAUAAUUCCUAAUGCAGAAGACUGGGUUUAUAAAGUGGCAAAGAACCGUGAAGCUCUGCAGGAAGGUGGAACACUUAGGCACACUUUGUGGCGCAACCUACAGGGUGUUUUGACCCCAGUGUUUGCCCGAGUUUUAGAAGUGUUGGACAGAGACCGCAACUUGUACCUACUGUAUGGAGAAGGGCUCAGUGAGGGUCUGGCCCAGUUCUGGCUAGAUAUCUUUGAAGAUCAACAGCUCCUUGACAAAUACCUAGAACACCCUAAUUUCAAUGAAUCUGAGGAAAUGGAUACAAGUGGACCAGAAAGUGAGAGGGGAGAUUUAGUGCAUCUACACAGUUUGUCUCUAUUGAGAUCCUGCACCCAGAAAGCUGUUUCAUUGCUGAGAGAUACAGGCAAAAAAACCUCCAGGAGUAUGGAGCGCAUGAACAUAUUGCUUGGCCUUCUGAGAGGUGACCCUGGGCGGAUAGGAGUACGGUUCCAGAAAGUGUUGCUAAGGAGGCUGGUGUUCGCACUGAUGCAGAAGGAGGAAAUAAUUCCUAAUGCAGAAGACUGGGUUUAUAAAGUGGCAAAGAACCGUGAAGCUCUGCAGGAAGGUGGAACACUUAGGCACACUUUGUGGCGCAACCUACAGGGUGUUUUGACCCCAGUGUUUGCCCGAGUUUUAGAAGUGUUGGACAGAGACCGCAACUUGUACCUACUGUAUGGAGAAGGGCUCAGUGAGGGUCUGGCCCAGUUCUGGCUGAAUAUCUUUGAAGAUCAACAGCUCCUUGACCUAAACCUUUCACAAAAUGCCAGCGCUCCAGAUCAGGAGAUUAAUGUGCAGUGUCACCUGUUUAUUGGAGAAGUAGAAUGGCCUUGUGCUGCCCCUUUUAGCUGGCUGAUAAAAACAUACUGCCAGAGUUUGUGGGAGGAAUCAGAAUUUGUACGAGGCUCUGAGCAAGGCAGCAAUGUGAGGAUUCAGCAGUUUGUUAGUGCUGUAUCAGCCAGUGGACUGGGCAGCUAUAUUCAGAAACUCUCAGAGGAAGAGAAAGUCGAGUUGGGUCAACGCUACUUGACCGAUUAUGUCCUUCUUUCAUUCAAAAUCCACUCUGAGGAAGAGCAUGGGGUAUUUUGUUGUGCAGUGCGGGGUUGUGUGUUUGCUCUGCAGAUGGAGAUGUCAGUAACUCCUGAGCUCUCUCCAUCAUGGAUCCUUGCCGCAGCUCAAAUCUACAGCCCACGCCUGGACACAUUAGCCCAUGCCCUUCAGGUCAACCCUCAACUGGUCUGCAUCAUCCAACAAGAAAGAUUAAAGAGAGAGAGCCCUGAUAUGUGUGAGGACAUUCUAGCUGUUGGUAUCUGUGUUGAAGAAACAAAGCUUCUACCAGUAUCAUCAAUAUCUGAAUGCCAGACCUUCUUGCAAAGAGUUGAGCAACUUCAGCCAUGUUUAGAGAGAGUGCUUAGUCCUGUCUACAGUGCCCUCUGCAGCCAUGGCUGUCUCAAACACCUGGACUCUAUAAAGUCGGUGUGGCAGGGGAUGCUGCUAGUGGCUGCUUUCAUUGAAAAGGUGGUCAUCAAGAUGAAAGUGGGAGAUGAACGGAUUAAAGCACUGACUCUGAAACUCUGCAGUCAGUUACAUGGGCUAAUGGAACGGUCUACUGAUUUGAGGAGCAAAGACAAUCUUCAGCAAAUCAUCCGCAUACUCAAUGAUUUUCACGAGGAAUCCAUCAGCAGAGAACUGCGAUAUGGUGUGAAGUGCUUUGUCUGUCUAUCAGAUCUGUCAGAGCCCGCUGCGCUUCCUUGUGAGCAUGUGUUUUGUCUGUCCUGUCUGAGAAGAUCUACAGAGAGAGAAGGAGCGGACUUCUGUCCCAUAUGCAGAUCACCUCUGUCGAACAACUACCGUCCCACUGUCUCCACAGCUAUAGACUUAGACCUGAAGCAGCAUAAAGAAAUAAGAAAAUGCUGUAAUGCCUUUUUCCUGGAGUUGGUUUCUCGUUUCUGUCUGACUGAUGAUCAAGAUCCAUCAGAGGACCUGGUGGAACUGCUUUUCUCUCUCCUUAUUUCAGCACAAGGAGAUGUUUAUAAGACCAGAGAGCUCACCCCAUUCCUGGAGUGUGUUGACCAGAGCCCUGUGGUGCGCUCUGUGCUGCCGAAACUUCUUCUGCAAUACAGCUUCAAACAGGUAAAGAAGCAUAUACAAAAGCACGUAGAAAACCUGGAGAACAAGCUUCUGGACCAAGAGGACAGAUCUGAACUCUACCGGCUCUUUGUUAACUGUUUCCAGGAUUCCCUGUUUUGUUCUGGAUUAAAUGGAGAUGAUAGACAUCUGAAGGAGAAUUCAAACUUCCUUAGCCGACUGGCUCGUAAACAGACACCUUCCAGACAGAACGACCCAGCUGAGUUUCUGCUGUCUAUGGCUCACCUCAGAAUGUGUCUGGACUCUGCUGCCUGUAUCCUGUCCAGAAUUAUCGGCAAAAGAACUGACAAUUUUGAGGAAGCUGAGCUAAAGCUUUUGGAGCAGGUGAAGGCUGUGUGUGAAUAUGGUAACAAUGACUGGUACAGAGUUUACUUGCUUCGAGCACUCAACAGGCAUGCUGGCAUGGACUGUCUGCAAGCACUGACCAGCAGCACUGAUUAUGAAUGGAUCUUCCCUGCAAAGAUGCUACGGCUUCAUAGGUUGAUUCCUGCAGAGGUGGAUCGUUUCUUGUGUUGUGGUCAGUCAUACCGUACUCUUAGAGAUGGAGUGGGAGAAGCAAUGCAAGAAGGCACAACAAAUGGCCUCAAAGAAGCACUACGGGCAACAAGUGGUUCAGGCCCUUUGAAAAAUGUCCUGCUGACUCUAGCUGUGUUCAGGCAGGUCACCUGUCGCUUCAUGUCACCUGAAAGAGCUAUAUAUCCUCAGGCACAGAUCAGACUCUUGGAGGACGUUAUUAGAGAAAACAUCACAGGACAUGCCAGAGAGCUCUGCACUGCUCUGUUAUCCAAUGAGAUUGGAGGUCCAGGAUCUUACCUGAGUCUCAGUGCAGGUGUACCUGCUAAGCGUCGUCCUGUACUGGAGCUCCUGGUGCAUGCGAGCGCAGUGUUUUACAGUGGGAACAGGCUGCUGACUCCCCUCUUCAAUAUUGCCUCUCAAACUCAGAACAUGACAGGAGCCUUCCUACCCACAAUGCCUGAUGACCAUACCAGUGAGGCCCAGCAGUGGCUCACUGGAGAGGAAAACCUGAAGAUGUACUUGUGUUCUAACAAACAUGCAUGCUUUGUAGGAGAGUGUGGCAAACCAAUGAAAUUGUCAAAUUGUGCCACUUGUGGAGUCCGUAUAGGAGGCCAGAAUCAUAAACCAGUUGCAGGUUUUAUUGAAGCUCAUGGAAUCCCUGACAUGACACGACCUGGACAUAUACUGGGACAUGCUGAAAACCGGUCUGAAGCCCCAAACAGGAAUCACACUUCAGCACAGUCCUGUCUCCUCCGUCUCUGUCUUCACCUGGCCAUGUUGCAAGGGGCCAUUCACCACCAACAGGGCAUCAGAGAUAUGAUCCAUCCAAAUGUUAAUGAUGUCUAUGAUUUCCUCUGGCAACAUCUUGAGAAGGACAUGGAGGUCCUUGGAAAGACUUUAAAUCUUAACUUGGAUGACUCUGCCAUUAUAAUUCAUCUAAUCUUCAGCAGGUUUCUACAGACCACCUCAGGUGCCGGUGUGGGUCUGUCAACACGCAAGUACAGAGAGCAGUGGGAGACCACAGUCUGUAAAACUGUCAUCAGUCCUGUUUUACAGGAUUUGGAAAGGACAUUGGGCAGAGCACAGGAUCUGAUUGCAGCUGAUAACCAACUUUCUAACAGUCCCCUGAUGAGGGUGCUGAGGGGAGACCCUCAAAAAAGCCUUCAUCUCCCCACUAACUGCCCCACCCACCACUCUGCCUUCUGGAGCCCCUCUCCUGUCCUAACGGUGGAAAGCUUCUCACAGCAAAUAAACCAGAGUCAAGCACCCCUGCUCACCCUUUUUAUCAAUAAGGUGCACUGCAUAAGACAGUUGAUCCAUUUGCCGGCACUUGCUGCUCUGUUGUCGGAUCUAAUAAAAGUGCUUCCUCCAGGCUCUGAGAACCAGACCCACACCAUCGCUUCACUGCUGCAAUGCAUUCCUGCUGGCCAUCAGAGGAAAUUAUUGUCGGAAAGAGUAGAGAUCUUCAUGAAGGUGUGGAACCAACUCAGAAUGGAAAUAUCCAAUAACGCUUCUUUGGGUUUGGAUCCUACACUUUGUGAAAAAGACAUAACUAAGGAAAGCUCUGGGCAGUUUCUCUCGUUGAGUCGUCACGGACCAGGCUCAUGUCUCCAUGCAAUCGUAGAUCUUCUGUCUGAGACUCACAACAGUCUUGUGCGAGAAGCCAGAAAACUCUGUCACCAGGAAGACAGUGACUAUAAAGUGCCAUUGGCAGCACUGUCCAAGAGCCAACUUGCCCUGUGUCACCCAGAGAAGGAGUUGCUUCCCCUGGUGUUAGCUAACUGCCAUUACAAACUAGAGAAGGGUCAGCAAACAGUGAGCUCCAAUGAUCAUAAGGCUAUUGAGAGAGAACUCAGCAGACGAUUUUUUGCAGGCAAACCACGCAUUCAAACAGACACUGAUAAAUAUCUAAGAAGACACCAUCAGAAUUUUAUAGAAGUCCUCAAUGAAGUCAGAGCCAAAAUGCCUCAGGAAGCACUCAAGGCCUCUGUGCUCAGCUCCAUGAGAUCAAUGCUACGUUCAUUCACUGAUGUGUGUGACGCAGUUUGUGCUGUGGAGAUUGGGCUUCGUUUCCUAGGUAAAACCGGUGGAGACCCACAAGUUCUGCUGCUGUCCUAUCUGACAGACUCCUUGAAAAUGGACCAACACAUCUCAAGCACCAUAGCUGGGGCUUUAAAAGAGAACCGGCUUAGUCAGUGCACAGCCACAUGGCAGCUCCUUACCUGCUGGAAGAGUGAACAGAUGAUGAGGAAAGGACAGGAUCCAUUCCAGCGACUGUCCAAAGGCUUCAGAGAUAAACUGACUUCAGAGGAAAGAAUGCAGGUGAAGGUUUUCCUUGGGCUCACAGAUACUGACCUUUUCUCUUUGGAGCUACAUGAAAUCCUUCAGCUCAAGACCAACAGCACUGUUGAAGAGGGCUUCGCUCCGCACUGGGACAUCAGGUCCACCAUGGAAUCCCAUUUGGAGAUGAAGAACAUCACCUCUUUUCCAGGUCUAGACAGUCUUCCAGAGGAAAUUACUUUGGCUAAAGCUGCAGAAAUCUGGAGGCUUGCAGUGGAGUUCAAACACUGAAAAGUACUUCUGAAUAAGCCAGACCAAAA
Messenger RNA from Sinocyclocheilus grahami, 14186 nucleotides. RefSeq names its product ring finger protein 213b (gene rnf213b). Bases 40 to 14157 code for a protein of 4705 amino acids. Gene Ontology annotation, biological process: sprouting angiogenesis; ubiquitin-dependent protein catabolic process; negative regulation of non-canonical Wnt signaling pathway. The record is from RefSeq and is a predicted model, not a curated record. NCBI's taxonomy places the organism in Eukaryota, Metazoa, Chordata, Actinopteri, Cypriniformes, Cyprinidae. Gene Ontology annotation, molecular function: ATP hydrolysis activity; ubiquitin-protein transferase activity. The transcript has 62 exons. Gene Ontology annotation, cellular component: nucleolus; membrane; cytosol.